Molecule: messenger RNA, 2901 nt
Organism: Ficedula albicollis (Collared flycatcher)
Lineage: Eukaryota; Metazoa; Chordata; Aves; Passeriformes; Muscicapidae
Gene: BRSK2
Product: BR serine/threonine kinase 2
Exons: 22
Coding region: 397-2700 (767 amino acids)
Biological process (GO): intracellular signal transduction; microtubule cytoskeleton organization; protein phosphorylation
Cellular component (GO): cytoplasm
Molecular function (GO): tau-protein kinase activity; protein serine/threonine kinase activity; ATP binding
Source: RefSeq, a predicted model, not a curated record
UGCUUUUAAUGUCAUUCAGAGCUGCGGGCCCCGGCUCUUCCGCUGCUCCUGCUCUGGCUCUCCCUUGAACAGCUCCCAGAGAGAACAAGGCGUGCGGAGCUCGGAUCACCAGCAUCAUGCUCCUUGGGCUUGGAUCGUAGAUCCCCCUCCUUGAACACUAAAACAACUCCUUCGUCUUUCAGCGUCCCAAGCAGACCCAGCGAGAAAACAAGCACGUGAGAGAGAGAGAGAGGAAAGAAAGAGGAGGAAGACUAAAAUCUGCAACCAAGGGGACUAAAGCAAAGAAAAAGAGUGCUUUGCUUGCACAGCUGCAAAGUGGGAAUUUAAAGAGCUGCAGAGAGAGAAAAUCCAGCUCAUCAGCACAGACACAUUGCAGAAUUACAGAUCCAGGUAGAAAUGACAUCAACAGGGAAAGAAGGCAGCGGAGCUCAACAUGCACAAUAUGUUGGACCCUAUCGUUUGGAGAAAACCCUAGGAAAAGGACAGACAGGGCUUGUGAAGUUGGGGGUUCACUGUGUCACGUGUCAGAAGGUCGCGAUAAAAAUUGUCAACAGAGAGAAGCUCAGUGAGUCGGUGCUAAUGAAGGUGGAGCGGGAAAUAGCCAUCCUGAAGUUGAUAGAACAUCCCCAUGUUUUAAAGCUGCAUGACGUUUACGAAAACAAAAAAUAUUUGUAUUUGGUGCUAGAACAUGUGUCAGGUGGGGAGCUCUUCGACUAUCUCGUAAAAAAGGGAAGAUUGACACCAAAAGAAGCCAGGAAGUUCUUCCGACAAAUCAUCUCUGCUUUAGACUUCUGCCAUAGUCAUUCAAUAUGCCACAGGGACUUAAAACCAGAAAACCUACUGCUGGAUGAAAAGAACAACAUCCGGAUAGCAGAUUUCGGGAUGGCAUCGCUGCAGGUUGGGGACAGCUUGUUAGAAACCAGUUGUGGAUCACCACAUUAUGCUUGUCCUGAAGUCAUCCGGGGAGAAAAAUAUGAUGGAAGGAAAGCAGACGUCUGGAGCUGCGGAGUCAUUUUGUUUGCGUUGCUAGUGGGUGCCCUGCCUUUCGAUGACGACAACUUGCGGCAACUGCUGGAGAAGGUGAAGCGUGGAGUGUUCCACAUGCCCCAUUUUAUCCCUCCCGACUGUCAGAACCUUUUGCGGGGGAUGAUUGAAGUGGAUGCCUCGAAACGUCUCACGCUAGAACAUAUUCAGAAACACAUAUGGUAUAUAGGGGGUAAGAAUGAGCCAGAACCAGAGCAACCCAUCCCUCGAAAGGUGCAGAUUCGUUCUCUCCCUUCCUUGGAGGAUAUUGAUCCAGACGUGUUAGAUAGCAUGCACUCGUUAGGCUGCUUCCGUGACCGAAAUAAACUCUUACAGGACUUGUUGUCAGAAGAAGAAAACCAAGAAAAAAUGAUUUAUUUUCUUCUGCUUGACCGGAAGGAGAGGUAUCCUAGUCAUGAAGAUGAGGAUCUUCCCCCUAGAAAUGAAAUAGAUCCCCCCAGGAAGCGCGUGGACUCCCCAAUGCUGAACAGGCACGGGAAGCGGCGGCCGGAGAGGAAGUCCAUGGAGGUUCUCAGUGUGACAGAUGGUGGAUCCCCAGUUCCUGCUCGCAGAGCAAUUGAAAUGGCACAACAUGGACAGAGUAAAACAAUGUUCAGUAAAAGCCUGGAUAUCUCUGAAGCCAAUCCCAAAUUCAACAAAGAAGAAAGGAUGGCGAGUGCUGAUCCAUUGGGGUCUCGGUCAAUCAGUGGAGCAUCGUCUGGGCUCUCCACCAGUCCUCUCAGCAGUCCAAGGGUCACCCCUCACCCCUCUCCAAGGGGAAGUCCCCUCCCUACCCCCAAGGGGACACCUGUUCAUACGCCAAAGGAGAGCCCAGCAGGCACACCCAACCCAACACCACCAUCCAGCCCCAGCAUUGGAGGAAUGCCUUGGAGGACACGGCUCAACUCCAUCAAGAAUAGUUUCCUGGGGUCUCCUCGCUUCCAUCGUCGGAAAUUGCAAGUACCUACACCAGAAGAGAUGUCUAAUUUAACCCCAGAAUCAUCCCCAGAGCUUGCCAAAAAAUCCUGGUUCGGUAACUUCAUCAACUUGGAGAAAGAAGAACAGAUUUUUGUGGUCAUUAAGGACAAACCACUAAGCUCCAUUAAGGCUGAUAUAGUCCACGCUUUCCUCUCGAUCCCAAGUCUCAGUCACAGUGUCAUCUCACAGACAAGUUUCCGUGCGGAAUAUAAGUCCACAGGAGGUCCUGCUGUCUUCCAGAAGCCAGUGAAGUUCCAGGUGGACAUAACCUACACAGAAGGGGGAGAGGCACAAAAGGAGAACGGGAUCUAUUCUGUCACUUUCACACUCUUAUCAGGUCCAAGCCGUCGCUUUAAGAGGGUAGUAGAAACCAUUCAGGCACAGUUGUUAAGCACACAUGACCAGCCUUCAGUGCAGCAGUUAUCAGACACCACUAACUGUAUGGAGUUGAUGACUGGCAGACUUUCCAAAUGUGGCAGCCCAUUGAGUAACUUCUUUGACGUAAUUAAACAACUUUUUUCAGACGAGAAGAACGGGCAGGUGAGCCAUCCCCCCGGCACGCCAACCAAGCAUAGCGCAAACAGCAAGCGGAGCGAUUCCGGUUCUAAUGACUAUGGGUCUAGAGGAGACAAUAAGUACCCUGCUGGCAAAGACAAGGCAAAGAUGGUCUCAUCAGUCGGCCUACAAGACCAACCUUAAAUAAACACAUAAAAAAUUAAAUAACUUAGAGAGAGAAAAAAAAAAAACAAAACAAAACAAAAAAAAACAAAAAACAAAACAAAACAAAAGAAAAAAGCAAGAAAGAAUGAAAGAAUAUUCCUUAGCAAGCUAGCCUCUAAACUAGAAGGAUGUAUAUACCUUGCCACAACAGUACAAAACUGUCUAUAGACAAAUUUUGUA